Molecule: messenger RNA, 659 nt
Organism: Pocillopora damicornis (cauliflower coral)
Lineage: Eukaryota; Metazoa; Cnidaria; Anthozoa; Scleractinia; Pocilloporidae
Product: DNA repair-scaffolding protein
Biological process (GO): double-strand break repair via homologous recombination; regulation of establishment of protein localization to chromosome
Cellular component (GO): nucleoplasm; nuclear chromosome
Source: RefSeq, a predicted model, not a curated record
CAACAAAUAUGGCGGACAUAAGGCCUUCCGGCAAAUACUGUCCAACUGUUAGAAAUAGCGAAGACUUCUUGGUGUGGAUUUAUCGAGCGAAAGAGAUAAUCAAUGGAAAAAUAUGGCUGCAAGUACCUCAAGGGCCCUGACCAAGAAAUUUGGUGGUGAUGUCUUGGAACAAUUUUGAAGAGUUUAAGAGAUUUUCCAGAAAUAGUGGAAAUAUUAGGAAAAAGAGGCCUGCGUCAAGUGUUGACUGGCAAAAAUCAUCGACAUGGAAGAGACGACAAACAAGCAGUGACUCAAUUUCUUAUGUGUCUAACCCUGAAAAUGUCACUGUGAUUGAGGGCUUUUCCACUGAUGAAGAAGAUGAUGAUGUGCAUUUAGAUUCUGACUCAGAUUCCACUUUGUGCUUAUCAAGGAAGCUAGGUAAACCUUCCAUCAAGAGAAAGUAUUCUGAUUGGAAAGCUCUCACAGAGAAAAGAGUUUCAGCAUCAGGUGGUCAGGACUUGAGUUAUGCUGACCCCACACCAAACAGAAGGGAUGGAGGAGAUUAUAAACACAGUGAAUUCAUACCUGAUGGAGCUCAUGAGCUGCUACAGUGUUCAAACACACCGACUGAGGAUGAAAUAUUCUGGUGUGCAAGUGAUGAAGAAGGUAAUCUGAAAUAA